Messenger RNA from Penicillium samsonianum, 1215 nucleotides. RefSeq lists its product as uncharacterized. The coding region runs from base 1 to 1215 and encodes 404 amino acids. The transcript is spliced from 4 exons. The record is from RefSeq and is a predicted model, not a curated record. NCBI's taxonomy places the organism in Eukaryota, Fungi, Ascomycota, Eurotiomycetes, Eurotiales, Aspergillaceae.
AUGCCCGCUAAUGUCGAGGCAUGGACCUUGUUGUCCUUGGCUCUUAUAACAAUCUUAGUGCGUGUCGGAGUACGAUGGAAGCUCGUUGGGCCGUCUAAUUUCCAACUUGAUGAUUAUCUCAUGCCAUUGGCGGGAAUCCUCUUCAUACUUGAAACAGUAGCGGCGUACCUCGUCGGUGCCAAAUUCCAGGGCAUGACUAAUAGCUACAUGACGUCUGAGCAGCGAGCAAAUCUCGACCCUCAUUCGACUGAGUGGUCCAACCGUGUUGCUGGAUCCAAAAUCCAGGUCAUUGGAUGGUCAUUAUACGUGGCUAUUCUCUGGUUGGUCAAAUUUAGCUUGGCAGUCUUCUACUCUCGAUUGACGUGCGCUUCACAUAUAACCUUGGAUAUAAAUAACCAAUGCGCUAAGCAUAUCACAGGACUGGCCUCCAACACCUCCCCCACCCGAGUUCGGCUGGGAUAUAUCAUUCUAGGUGUGACAUACGUCGCAACAGCAUUGUCCAUCUUGCUGUCAUGCCAGCCUUUCCAUGCGUUUUGGCAAAUUUACCCUGACCCCGGCAAUCUCUGUCAGCCAACCAAUUCCCGUGUUUAUGUUUUCGUUGUCGUGGUACUCAACAUUGUCACUGACAUCUAUCUUCUCUUAAUCCCGCUCCCCCUUCUCUGGACUGUCAACCUCAACCUGAAACGAAAGAUACCUCUUAUGGCUCUAUUUUCUGGCGCUACAUUUGUCAUGAUAGCGGGAAUUAUUCGGGCCGCUACGAUUAUGAAGUCCAGCCCUGAUGGCGCCUUGUCUGGCUCGAAAUGGGCCUGUCGUGAGACAUUUGUCUCAAUCGUUGUCUCCAACCUGCCCAUCAUUCAACCACUUAUCCGCAAAGGCUUCAGGAAGAUCGGUCUCUCCCACGUCUUCAGUUCCUCGGAGAAAAAAUCAGGACAGCCAUACCAGCUCUCCAGCCGAGGUUUAAAGACCUUGACAAACCACGGCGAAGGCGAUACUAAGAAGAGUAAGACGAGCGCUGCUGCGCCGACGCAUAUGCAGAGUUCCGCAUGGGGCAGCGAUGAGCAUAUUCUCGCUCAGUCCGAGCCUUCCUCCAAGGAUAUCACUGUUGUCUCGGAGACUGUCGUGCAGAGUGAGCCAUGGGCCUUCCAGGAAGGGUCCGGCGUGGGUAGUUCGACAACGCCCCCGAAGGAGUGGAAGAGUCAGGUGUCGCAUCGAUGA